AUGCCAUACCUCGUACGCGAGCAUUUGUUCAUCGGUAACAUUGGAGAUGCUGCAGAAGUUCUCCAAAAUGGAAGUGAUGACAUCACGCACAUACUCUCGGUUCUAAGCUCAGCUUCGAUUUCUUUCUUCUCGGAGUGGCGAAGUGGGAUUUCAAUCCCAACUAAAGAAAUCCAGAAGGUUUUUGUUGGGGACUCUCAUUCAGAAAAUGGGUCCAAGAGCGCACUCUCACCGGAUAAGCUCCUCUACUCACUCGAGUAUGCGGGUAAGGAUUUGAAGUUUGUGAGGAUGGCAGUGCCUCUGAGGGAUAUGGAGAGCGAGGACUUGCUCGAUUAUUUGGAUGCAGCUUUGGAUUUUAUCGAAAAUAGUCGGAAUGAGGGUUCGGUUUUGGUUCACUGCUUUGCAGGUGUAUCGAGAAGUGCAGCUAUCAUUACAGCAUACCUGAUGAAAAGUGAACGGCUCACUGUAGAUGAUGCUAUUGAGUCUUUGAGACAGAGCUGUGAAUCUGUAUGCCCGAAUGAUGGCUUCCUGGAGCAGUUGAAAAUGUUUGAAGAAAUGGGUUUUAAGGUGGAUCGUGAUAGUCCAAUAUACAAGCGCUUCCGCUUAAAAGUAUUAGGUGAGACCUAUAACCGUGGAGAGAAAAUAGAUAGUUCCAAGUUCGGGCCUGACCCGAGCUUCCCUGCUGAAAAGCUUUCUUCCAAUUCCGAAAGAUUGACCAAUAACGAAGCUCGGCCCAAUACUCCUGCUUACCGUUGCAAGAAAUGCCGCAGGCUAGUUGCCUUGAAAGAAAAUGUCGUGGAUCAUGUUCCGGGAGAGGGCGAAACGUGCUUCAAUUGGCGUAAAAGGAGUGGUACUUUUAGCAGAUCUGAAGAUGACGAGUGUUCUUCUAUCUUUAUCGAGCCUCUUUGCUGGAUGAAAGCUGUUGAAGAAGGUGGUCUGGAGGGAAAGCUAUCGUGCAUCAACUGUGAAGCUCGUUUGGGUUACUUCAACUGGUCCGGCAUUCAGUGCAGUUGCGGAACCUGGAUUACACCUGCAUUCCAGCUUCACAAAAGCCGAGUCGACAUCAGCACUAUCUAG
Messenger RNA from Striga hermonthica, 1074 nucleotides. Lineage: Eukaryota; Viridiplantae; Streptophyta; Magnoliopsida; Lamiales; Orobanchaceae. The record is from the annotation of a GenBank genome assembly.